Hibiscus syriacus is the source of this 2685-nucleotide messenger RNA. Its product is annotated as serine/threonine-protein kinase D6PK-like. The record is from RefSeq and is a predicted model, not a curated record. Bases 463 to 2481 code for a protein of 672 amino acids. Gene Ontology annotation, cellular component: plasma membrane; cytoplasm; nucleus. Gene Ontology annotation, biological process: protein phosphorylation. Gene Ontology annotation, molecular function: protein serine/threonine kinase activity; ATP binding. Lineage: Eukaryota; Viridiplantae; Streptophyta; Magnoliopsida; Malvales; Malvaceae. The transcript has 2 exons.
CCUUAGUUUGAAUUUAUUUAUUUUAUUAAUUUUUGGUCAUGCAUUUUCCCAAUCAAAGUUCGGAUUUUCACUCUCAAAAAGGAAAGGAAAAAAGUAAAUUUUUUUGGGUUUUUGAGAAAUUUGAAAGUUAUAAAUAUGUGUUUGUUUUCAAGGGCUGAGGUUUUGCAUUCAUUUGAUUGUUAAUUACAGCUUAUUAUUUUGUUUUAAGGGUCAGUUAUUGACAUCUCGUUAUCUCCGUAAGCUUUGGUAUUUCCUUUAAUAGUGCUAAAGUUCCAUUUCUAUGUUUGAACAGCUUAGUAUUUGAGUUAUUAUUUGUAUUUUGUAACUGUUGAAUUUGGUGUUUUAGGGACAUUUAAGUUUGAAGAUUCUCUAAUUAAUGGAUUUAUCUUAGAGGAAAGGGGUUUCACUUGGCUAAAUUGGACCUCGGUUUGGCAGUGAUAGGUUUUCAUUUUGAAUUAUUCAAUGGAAUCACUUGUUAUUUCUUCAUUAAAGAGUCAAAAUCAUGGUUCUGGUAUAGAAAAAGCUAUCCCGGCUCCAACAUCCGGGGUAACAAGGCCGUCGUCUCGGCCUCCGUCUCCGAAACCAUCUGGAAAUGAAGGGUCGUCUCCUACAUCACAUGGAUCCACUCUUAAUAAUGGCGUAAGGAUUAUUCAACAUCCGCAUGGUUCUAUAGGCUAUCAAAAUAAUUCAUACAAAACAGCCUAUGACAACUUGCAGCAUGAAGAAUUGCCUAAUAUGGGAAAACUGAGUAAGAGGAAAUCCGAAUCGGUGGGAAAGGAAGAGUUUCUUAUUUCAAGCCAGAUGAAGGCGUUGACAGUGGAAAGUAAAUCUAGUAGCUUCAAACAUCAAGUUGAUGGUCAUACGAGUUUGAAUUCAAGUGGUUCACUGGAACCUGAAAAAAUUGUACCAAGUUCAUGUAGAGGAGGCAUUAUGCAGUUAACCAACCAUACUGGAACUCAACCAGAACUGAACUUUUGCCCAAGUUCUUUGAAUAGUGUGUGCACUGGCACACAGUACACCGAAGCCAAACAAAGUUUUACCGACGCAGAAGUUAGUGAAUGUGCAACUUCUAGCGUUGACAAGUCCGGUGAGAACGGUGAGGUGAGUAAUUCAUGUGAUAUAGUUGAGGGUAGGAAGACGAGCAUUUAUCGAGGGAGCACUGGCAGUGAUAUUAGUGAUGAAAGCAGCUCUAGUUGUCUGAGCAGUGCCAUCUACAAGCCUCACAAAUCAAAUGAUAUAAGAUGGGAAGCAAUUCAAGCUGUUAGAUAUAGGAAGGGGGAUUUGGACUUUAAGCACUUUAGGGUGCUAAGGAGACUUGGGUGUGGGGAUAUAGGCAGCGUUUAUCUAUCGGAAUUGACCGGCACUAAAACUUAUUUUGCCAUGAAAGUUAUGGAUAAAGCUCUUUUGGCAAGUCGUAAGAAGCUUCUCCGGGCUCAGACAGAGAGAGAGAUUCUCCAAUCUCUAGAUCAUCCCUUCCUACCGACUUUGUAUACCCACUUUGAGACAGAGAAGCUUUCUUGCUUGGUCAUGGAGUUCUGCCCCGGAGGAGACUUGCACGCUCUCAGGCAAAGACAACCAGGAAAGUACUUUUCGGAGCAAGGUGCCAGAUUUUACGUGGCAGAAGUUCUCCUUGCUUUGGAGUAUCUUCACAUGCUUGGGAUCAUCUACAGAGACCUUAAGCCGGAAAAUGUUUUGGUGAGAGAAGAUGGACAUAUAAUGCUUUCGGAUUUCGAUCUCUCUCUUAGAUGUGCAGUCUCUCCUACUCUUGUCAAGUCUUCGAACUUGACCUUGGAUUCGAAAAAUUCCGCUUACUGUACUCGGCCUGCAUGCAUCGAGCCAACUUGUGUGAUGCAGCCUGAUUGUAUUCAACCUGCAUGUUUCGGACCGCGCUUUUUUUCCAGCAAGCCGAAGAAAGAAAAGCAAAGCAAAGUAAAGAACGAAACGGACCGCCAAGUGAGACCUCUUCCUGAGCUCAUAGCGGAACCUACCGAUGCUCGAUCAAUGUCCUUUGUGGGCACACACGAGUACCUGGCACCAGAGAUCAUUAAAGGUGAAGGCCAUGGAAGUGCUGUAGAUUGGUGGACAUUCGGGAUCUUUCUGUACGAACUUUUGUUCGGUAAAACCCCAUUCAAGGGGACCGGGAACCGGGCAACUCUAUUUAACGUAGUUGGCCAGCCAUUGCGAUUUCCGGAUUAUCCAAAUGUGAGCUUCGCUGCUCGAGACUUGAUCAGAGGUUUACUCAUAAAGGAACCACAGAACCGGCUUGCGUAUCGACGCGGGGCUACCGAAGUUAAACAGCAUCCGUUCUUUCAGAGUGUGAAUUGGGCACUCAUUCGAUGCGCAAAUCCACCAGAAGUGCCGAAGCAAGCCAUGAUGGACUUCUCCUCCAGAACAGAAACGGCAAAAGCACCCGUCGAUAACAAAGUUCCGGGUUUAGAUGUGAAGCCUUCAGGUAAUUACCUAGAGAUCGACUUCUUUUAAUUCUUGUGACCAUUCUUCUUUCGCAUAAACAGUGCUUGCGCCAUUACCUCCACUGAAUUCUCUGCUGUAAUGGUCUAAACGUUUGCUCGUGAGAACGACCUAUAAGCCAUUAGUUCCGAUAUGUAGCAGAUGUUGUAUCUCCCCUUUGAACUCCAAGCAUAAUGAUAAAUGCAAAUCAAUAGAAAUGAGGGAUUAAGUUGUUGC